AGCUGCAAUGGCCGGGCUCCCACCUGCCCUGAGAGCCCCGGGUCCGAGGGAGGUGAUGGGGCAGAGGAGAAACCCUCGGAGCGGUUCCCGGUCGUUGGGCAUCGCUGCGGGCCUAGCGGGCUCCCUGGAGCCGCCCUGGGGACGGGAGCUGUGGCAGAGCCUGCCCGGAGCCGGGGGGACAUGGGGGGACGCGGGCAGGUGCAGCGGUGCCCGGGAAGGAAAAGCUGGAAGGGGGUGUAUGUGGUUGUCCUGCUGUUGGAGGAGAGGGUUUGUGUCAUAGGCAAAGCUCGAUAAGGACAGGCGUGAUUCAUCUGAGGGUCAAGUUGCCCAAAAUCCCAAGGGAAAUGCCAGCUGUCGAGUGGCCCGGCUGGAAUGGUGGGGUUUGGGGAGUCCCAGCAGCUCGUUCCUUGUUCUGCAAGUGUCCCAUCAAAUUCUCGGAGAUGAGUUUUGCACGAGUCAGAUGGAAGGUUCCUUUCUCAGUGACCAGUGAGGACUUGAUGAGAUGGAUCUGGAUAUUUCCAGGGCCUGUACGCCUCUAGGACUUACUCCACAAACUGUUGGAAAAUGUUGGCCCUGACAAUCCGGACAUGAGGCAACGAUAGAUCGAGCUUCAGUAGCAGAAAGCUGAAACUGUCUCUUGAGUGCUUCGUGACCCUGGUGAAAAAAUUGAUGAGAAGCAAUUGCUUGCUGCAUAAUGUUUGGUACUGGUCCUAAUGCUACCACAGAUACUAAUUGGUCAGCUCGGGCAUUUCCUUCUGCUAUAAAACCAGGAUGGCCCGCUCUCUGUACGAGUGGCUGUGGCAGCAGGAGUUCUGGCUGCCCCCAGGGAUCACCUGGGGUGACAUGCAAGAGUCUGAAGACAUCAAGUACCCUAAGCCUGGCCACCUCCUGCUCAGCAUCCCUUUUGCUUUCAUCUUGAUUGUCAUUCGAUGUGCCUUUGAAAGAGCCAUAGCCCUGCCCCUGAGUAGCAAACUGGGUGUGAGAGACAAGCAGAGACCAAAAGCUCAGCCCAACCCUGUGCUGGAAGCGUUCUACAGUACGCGCUGCAAGAAGCCUGCAGAGAGUGACCUGAUCAGUUUAGCCAAACAGUGCGGCCUGCCGGUGAGGAAGGUGGAGAGGUGGUUCCGGCACCAGAGGAACACUGACCGACCGAACUUGUCGAAGAAGUUUUGCGAGGCCUGCUGGAGGUUUACAUUUUACAUCAUUGCUUUCUUCACUGGACUUGCUGUCCUGUCCGAUAAGCCUUGGCUUUGGGACCACAGAGAGUGCUGGACAGGAUACCCACAGCAGCCUCUCCUGCCAUCCGUGUUCUGGUACUACCUGCUGGAGCUCUCCUUCUACUGCUCGCUGGUCUUCACCCUGCCCUUUGAUGUGAAGAGGAAGGACUUCAAGGAGCAGAUAAUCCAUCAUGCUGCAACUAUCUUCCAGAUCAGCUUCUCAUAUUGUGCCAAUUACAUCCGCAUUGGCACACUGGUGUUAGUAAUACAUGAUGCUUCCGACUGCAUUCAGCUGGGUGCUGAAUCUUUUUCUUCAGCCUUUGCUUCUCAUUCCUUGAGCUUAUGUCCCUGCCCUUCACACAGGCUGCAGCAGCACACCGCUGUCCUGGGGGGAGCGAGGGUGGGCUGCCUUGGGGUCCGUAGAGGAAUCUUAAAGCGCUGAAGUGUACAACAGAGGAGGAGGCCUCCGCCUACAGCUCUGCCUCGUAUUUCUGGUGGAAAACUGAGGGUUGGCUCACAUGUGUUAUAAAUAAGAAGGAUGUGACUGACUGAGGUCUGUGAUGAGAGUUUUCUGAGCUUAGUUAUGGCUUACUAAUAAGACACU
Cuculus canorus (common cuckoo) is the source of this 1821-nucleotide messenger RNA. Its product is annotated as ceramide synthase 4-like. The coding region runs from base 772 to 1659 and encodes 295 amino acids. Gene Ontology annotation, biological process: ceramide biosynthetic process. The transcript is spliced from 11 exons. Lineage: Eukaryota; Metazoa; Chordata; Aves; Cuculiformes; Cuculidae. Gene Ontology annotation, cellular component: membrane. Gene Ontology annotation, molecular function: sphingosine N-acyltransferase activity; DNA binding. The record is from RefSeq and is a predicted model, not a curated record.